This is a messenger RNA of Volvox carteri f. nagariensis, 478 nucleotides long. RefSeq lists its product as uncharacterized. The annotation marks the transcript as partial. Gene Ontology annotation, cellular component: BAT3 complex. Gene Ontology annotation, molecular function: misfolded protein binding; polyubiquitin modification-dependent protein binding. NCBI's taxonomy places the organism in Eukaryota, Viridiplantae, Chlorophyta, Chlorophyceae, Chlamydomonadales, Volvocaceae. The transcript is spliced from 5 exons. The record is from RefSeq and is a predicted model, not a curated record.
AUGAGCAGCUCUCCCAUAGGGGACAAUCUGCCCGUGGGAGCGGGUGGAGACGUGUUGAUCAAGGUAAAGACAUUAGAGCCAGCGACGUACGAGGUCCACGUUGACAGACAGAUCACGGUCAGUGACCUCAAGCAGAAGCUCGAGGGCAUCAUUCAAAACUCUCCCGCAAAUCGGCAGCGCAUUAUAUACCGCGGGCGUGGCCUGUCCGAUGAGCGCACACUUCAAGACAUUGACACCUUAGCGGUUCUCCCCAUGAAUUCCCUUUCCUCUCCAGGAGUGGAGAAUGGCGAUACGCUUCACAUGGUGGUACGGCCUGCCGACGCACCAGCCACAACAGGUGGUGGUAGCCAGCAGGGGCCAUCGCAACCACAGUCUGCGGAAAAUCGGCUCGAGGAGGAUACACGUCGGAUCCUGGAGCAAAUCAACCAGACGAUGAACCUCAAUCUGGGCAUGGGCUUCAACCUUGGAAACUCGUUGG